AUGACACUUCCGUGGGAGAAAGUCGAGUCAAGUGGUCCGAGUGUGGUGGACAACGUUGUAGAAGGAUGGAUUCUGGCGCCUCGGUACAAGCAGACCAUCGAUUGGAGCAGAAUUAACGAGGGAUACAGACGAGAAGGUUUACCGAAUGAAAAAUUUGUAAACUUAAUAACGUCAUCUGCUUUUUUUCCAGAUGUGCGACGACAUCUGGGAGGUCUUCCGGGAAUCGUUGGCGCCAAAGUGACAAACGAUCAAAAUGCGGCCUCGAUGAAAGAGUUCGAAGACUUCUGCGAGGAGAACAUCUGUGUCCGGCACACCGACCGCACCGAAACACCUUCCGAAUGGACACUCGACAGACCGUUGGACUUGUCCAUACCGGAUACCCGCCUCAUCAAAAAUCUGAAUGUGCACAAAGUGUACGAGCUGAAUGCAGUCCAGCGAAGAGUGGUUCCUCUCAUCCGCGAGGGCCGUUCAGUUAUCGUCGAGGCGCCGACGGGCAUCGGAAAGACGUACGCGUUUCUGAUUCCGAUUGUGGAAAGAGUUCUUGCGGAGCAAGCGGCCGGAAACGGAAGGAAUGCGUCGAAGCCGAGUCCCUACGUGCUCGUCCUUUCGAGCACUGGCCGUCUCGCCACUCAGAGUUACAACCGGUGCAACCUUGUGCUCGGAAUGCGUGAAGACGACAGAGUGCAGCCGAUUUUCGAGGUCAAAAUCGAUCGGCUGGUGGCUGAUCACAAGUUUACGAACACUGAGUGCGACAUCGCGUUCGCCACGAUGGGAAAGUUGAAGCAAAUGAUCGAAGACGACUCUCUGUGCCUUGACAAUCUGAGAACGAUCAUCAUAGACGAGGCGGACAAAAUGGUGGACUGCAGCUCGUUUGGAAUGGAUGUCCAGUGGCUAUUCGAGAAACUCAAAGAAGAGGUGCGCGCUAGCCUCCAGACUUGCUUCUUCUCGGCCACCUAUUUGAAACAGCAGGACGGAGAAGUUUCUCAGACUGGUGUCAUGCUGAAUAUGCUCGCAGACAGGGAAUAUUCAUACGUUCAUUGCCCAAGAAAAUCUGGCUACAUCAAGCAAUUUGUCAUUCAAAUUCCGCGGCCGGAUUUCAGUCUUACCAACAACACAUGGCUCAGAAAAAUGAUCGAGAUCCGUAAGCUCAUCGAUGCGGAUCUUGCCGAGCAGAACACGCGAAAGGAGGGUCCGUACAAGCAGACGAUGAUUAUUUUCUGCGAGCAAGUGACCCGUGUCGCUCAAGUUACGAUGGCUCUCCGCCAAAUGGGCUACAAUUUCUAUCCGAUGAGCCGUCAAGUCCUAAAAGAUCAGCAGGAAAUCUAUCUGAACGACCUGGCUCAUCUCAGAAUUCACGGUGUCGUGAGCACGAACGUCUUGGCGCGAGGAAUCGAUGUCCCUUCGAUCAAACACGUCAGUUGCGCAGCUUUCAUUUCUACUCGAACCAUUCUUUUUCUAGACAGUCGUCAUGGAAAUGUCUACCGAUUUGGACACGUACAAGCACCGAAUCGGGCGCGUCGGGCGAGAUGGAUCGGGCGGAAAAGCGACGGUCUUCAUAGACUCGAUCAGCAUGACUUGCCCACGGACGGCCAAUACCGUCGAGAUGCUUGUUGAUUACCUCAUGGAGAGUGAAGAAGAGGUGCCCGAAUGGCUGAAGAAGUGGUACAACGAAAGACAGGAGAUGCUCCAUGAAUACGAGAGCCAGUCUCAACGCUACUUCUGA
Molecule: messenger RNA, 1723 nt
Organism: Caenorhabditis sp. 36 PRJEB53466
Lineage: Eukaryota; Metazoa; Nematoda; Chromadorea; Rhabditida; Rhabditidae
Source: the annotation of a GenBank genome assembly